Messenger RNA from Hippocampus zosterae (dwarf seahorse), 4361 nucleotides. It is a transcript of the gene srrm2, whose product is annotated as serine/arginine repetitive matrix 2. Lineage: Eukaryota; Metazoa; Chordata; Actinopteri; Syngnathiformes; Syngnathidae. The transcript is spliced from 13 exons. The record is from RefSeq and is a predicted model, not a curated record. Bases 284 to 4069 code for a protein of 1261 amino acids.
CUCAGUGAGAGGAAGUCGCUCAAUUUCCAUGAGACCCUGAACAUGUCGCACUUUAUCCAGCGCGUUUUUGUGACGUACACGUCACGUGGUUUUUGCUUCGUCCCUCUUUCGCUUGCGUUCUCACUUGCUAACGGAGCUAACAAAGCUCAUUCGGUCUUCUUUUUUCAGACUUUUCAUAGACAAGUGGUGAUUACACGUGCUGCAAAUCGAGACAAGGUCAAGAUUAUUUCAUAUUCGUAGCAGCAACGUUUUUCUCCGGCAGCGGAGAAAAGUGUGAGCCGCGAUGUACAACGGCAUCGGCCUGACCACUCCCAGGGGCAGUGGCACGAAUGGCUAUGUUCAGCGGAACCUGUCCACGCUGCGGUCCAAGCGGCCACGCGAGGACCGCGGCGCCGAGCGUGACGAAAAGGACCGCGAGCGGCUGGACAGUCAACUCAACAGGCAGCCUAAUGCCGACAUCCUGGAGCAUCAGAGAAAGCGGCAACUCGAGGUGGAGUGCGCCAAGUUCCAGGACAUGAUGGAGGAACAGGGAUACUCAGCAGAGGAGAUCGAGGAAAAGGUGAACAGCUUCCGAAUGAUGUUACAGGAAAAGCAUCAGCCGCCGCCUCCCGCUGCUGGUGACAAAGCCAGCAUGACAGAAACGCACGCUCUGGCGGCGGCGAACCAGCAGAAGAACGACCGGCUCCGUGCUGCCUUCGGCAUAUCUAGCGACUAUGUGGACGGCUCGUCCUUCCACGCCGACCGCAAGGAGAAGGAGAAGGAGAAGCGCGAGCAGGAGCGCCUGGAGAGGGAAAAGCAGCAGCAGCAGAAGAAAUACACGUUGGUGGAGGUCUCGGACGAUUCAGAUUCGCCACCAAAGAAACGCAGUCGCAAGAAGAAAAAGAAGAACAAAAAGAGAGCCGGCUCACAGAGUCCCUCGCCCCCCCCUCGCAGAGACAAAAAGUCCAAGAAAAAGAAGAAGAAACGUGAAUCCUCAUUGGAAGAGGAAGAAGACAGUUCCUCAGAUGAGAAGCAGAAGAAGGCGUCAAAGAAGAAAAAGAAGCGCGUGAGUAAAAGUCCCGCAAAGACGAAGGCAGUGCCACAGCGGAGCGCCUCGUCAGCUUCGUCCCGCAGUCGCUCGCCUGCGCCGCUGCGAUCGCAGCAGAGAAAAGCGCAAGAAGUCGCCAUCGGACGCAGGCCAAGAUCUCCGGACGGGAGACGAGGCCACAACGAGCAAAGUCCUCGACGUCGAGGAGGCGACGAGAAAGAGAGAGAAAGGAGAGCGGCCUCCCCACCCGCAAGACGAGACUCCUCCUCCCCCACCAGAAGGAAAGAGACUGAGAGGAGCAAAGAGCGGCCGAGUGAAAGACGGCGCUCGCGCAGUAAAGAUAUGGACAAGAGAAAGAGGGACGGCGAGAAGGACACUCGGAGGAAGUCCAGGAGCAAAGAAAAAGACAAACGCAGAGGUAGAAGAUCUACAAGUCCAGAAAGUGGGAAAGACAAAGCACGGGCAAGGCGGUCUGGGAGCAGACAAAAGUCAGAAAGAGCAAAGCCGUGUCCUCCCCCGAGGAUGAGACACGACUCCUCUUCUUCUUCAUCCCCCAAAGUCGAGGGCAGGACCGGUCACAGCAGGAGAGAGGAAGAGAGGAACGCUGGGAAGCGAGACGCGAGGACGCGACACGACUCCUCUUCGCCUUCGCCUCCCAGAACGGAGGCCAGGACCGCUCGCAGCAGAGGCGCGCAACGAGAGGAGGAAAGGGAUGCCAGGGGGCGGGGCACAAAGACCCGACGCGGCUCCUCUUCACCUUCACCUCCCAAAGCGGACGCCAGGACCGCUCGCGGCAAAGGAGAGGAAGAGAGAAACCCUGGAAAGCGGGACAUGAGGACCCGACGCGACUCUUCUUCGCCUUCACCUCCCAGAACGGACGCCAGGAACGCUCGCAGCAGAGGCGCGGAGGAGAGGAGUGCCGGCGAGCGGGGCACGAGGACCCGACGUGACUCAUCUUCACCAUCACCUCCCAAAGUUGACGCCAGAACUGGUCGCAUCAGAGGAGAUGAAGAGAGGAACGCUGGGAAGCGGGACACGAGGACCCGACACGGCUCCUCUUCGCCAACACCUCCCAGGAUGGAUAGCGGGACCGGUCGCAGCAGAGGUGCGCAACGAGGGGAGGAAAAGGAUGCAGGGAAUCGGGACGCAAGGGUCAGACGCGACUCCCCGUCCCCGUCUCCUGAGAGGAGGAACAGGGGACACGCGGUGCCGACGUCCAAGAGCAGAGAGGCCGCAAAGAGAGUGGACGCAUCUUCUCGCCCUCGUUCUCGUUCGCCGCCUUUCAACGGACGCCAGGACAAAAGUCGAGAGGAUGGAGGUCGAAUGUCCGACCAGCCAAAGGGAAGUCAGCGCAAACCUGACGUCAAGACCAAAAGUCCUCCGAAGCAGCAGGUGCAGGAACAAAAACAGUGCGUCAGUGACAGUGACUCCUCUUCCUCCUCAUCUUCAUCCUCAUCGUCCUCGUCUUCAUCGUCCUCCUCGUCCUCCUCCUCAGAAGACGAAGACCAACCCGAGACGAGAGAAAAGACAAAGUCGUCUUCCAUCGGAGCGGCCGUUCAAAGGUUUUUCACCAACGGCCGCGCCGAGAGCUCACAAGAACCCCGAAGACCCCCCGAGCAGACGGACGACAACAAAGCGCGACCUGCUCACAGAGCUUCUUUGGACCCACUUUCAGGCAAAAAACAGCCGGACCGCCAUAGUCCGCGGGAGAAGCUGAGCAGGAGGUCCCGCUCUCCGCCGGCCCACCGCAUCACGCCACCCAAGCAGUACCAGGACCCCCUGCCCCGCUCCAGGAAAAGUAGUCCUCCUCCAGCCCGCCCCAGGGACCGAGAGCGAGGAUGGGAACGGAACGUCAGACGCAGCAGGUCCAGGAGCCCCAGGAGGCGCAGCCCUCUGUUCAGGAGCCGCGGCCCACUUUCGCCGCCCCCCAAGAGGCGUGACAGUCGCUCGCCAAUCAGGAGGCGAAGCAGUCGAUCGCCCGCGCCGUUGCACAAGAAGCCAUCCAGUCACUCUCCUUCACCGCCGCUCAGGAGGAGGAGUAGUCGCUCCCCGGUGAGGAGGCGCAGCAGUCGCUCACCGGUGAGGAGGCGGAGCAGUCGCUCACCGGUGAGGAGGCGGAGCAGUCGCUCACCGGUGAGGAGGCGCAGCAGUCGCUCACCGGUGAGGAGGCGCAGCAGUCGCUCGCCAAGGGGAAGACGGACCAGUCGCUCUGCGUCGCCACCAGUGAGGAGGCGUCCCAGUCGCUCGCCGUUGCCCCUGAAAGGUAGACCGGUCGGUCACUCGCCAAAGGGGACCGCUCACUCGACGUCUUCAGAGUGUGUCCGCACGCAAGCUAGCCAAGUAGAGAAGCCGCCGGGCAGGCAGGAGCCCCGAGCGCCGCCCGAGAAAAAUGCUGCGCAGCCCAGAUCGUCCUCGUCUUCUUCCUCCAGCUCCUCGUCGUCGUCGUCGUCGUCCUCCUCCUCCUCCUCGUCUUCGCCUUCACCGCCAAACAGGAAAGACGCAAAUCCUCCAGAGCGGGAGAAGAGAAACCAGCGGGAAGACGAGAGGCCUGAGCACAUGUUGGCGAAAAGCAGGUCCAACUCUUCAAUGGCUCGCGAGGCCGCAGCAGUGGAGCGAGGCGCCGGUGACCAAUCGAAGCGGAGCGAAUCGUUAAGAGCCGCAAACAGAAAGUCGUCACCAGCCCAGCAAGAAGUGGUCCCCGAGCGCGGCGUCAACGGGAAGGAAUCCCCCAAGAAAGGAAGCCGGAGCAGCAGCUCUUCAUCUUCUUCAUCCUCAUCCUCCUCUUCAUCCUCUUCUUCAUCCUCCUCAGACAGCUCGGACUCUGAGGUGCAACCAGGAAAAGGGAAAGCUAAAGCUCAGCGUUCCCAAUCUUCAUCCUCCUCAGAUACUGAAAAAGACAAGAAGAACAAAAGCGGCGGUCCACGUCGCAGGCUUCCGGCCGACUCACUGCGAGAUUCCCGCUCUCUGAGUUACUCACCUCCCCAACACAUGCAAGAUGCCGCCGCCGUAGCGGGACGUAGGUCAGGAGGUCGGCCUCGCUGAUCCCUCUCCGCUAACCCGCCCUGUGAACUUUGACCUUGAACAAGCUCCUCCUCCUACUUCUCCUGACUGCAAAAAGUGAAGCAACCGGAGCAGGAAUCAAAGACGCCACACCUGCUGCACAACAAUUAUCCUUGUCGUGACAGCCACCACAGAGUGGACGCGUCAUUUGAUCGUCAUGUGACUUCUGGUGUUCUCGUCGUGUCCUGGCUUUACUUCCUGUGUAUCGGACCAUGUGACUUUGUUUCGUUAGGGUUCUGAAAGAUGAUGAUAAUAAACUUAAUUGUACAUUUUA